This is a messenger RNA of Trichosporon asahii var. asahii CBS 2479, 1008 nucleotides long. RefSeq lists its product as uncharacterized. The record is from RefSeq and is a predicted model, not a curated record. The transcript has 3 exons. NCBI's taxonomy places the organism in Eukaryota, Fungi, Basidiomycota, Tremellomycetes, Trichosporonales, Trichosporonaceae. The coding region runs from base 1 to 1008 and encodes 335 amino acids.
AUGAAUCAUGUGACCAGCUCAACAGGCCAAGCACUGGAUUCCCGGUGCACUUCAACCAACAUCUUCUCAAUUGUCCCGACUUCAACUCCUGCCACAUCACCUCGCCAACCUGCCAUCAGUAUGGCUUUGCCAUGGCAUCUAUCCAUCGACCCCGAAAUGGAGCCGCGAGACUACGACCAUUGGCCGAAACACCCGGAAUGGCGCCAUCGGUACGACUUUCUUGUCGCGACGCCUCCGCCUCUCGCCACUACGUGCUACUCCUCCGCCGUCACCUACCACGCUUCGGUUCUGCCAUUGGUUCGCUACCACUUCGAGGCAUUUCAUUGGGGACAUGACGGCUCACACAUCACGCUCCGGGCUGACAUCGACGGUGCACUACACAAUGCUCUCAGCCUGUUUGACAUCGUCGUCGAUGCCUACCUCACCCAUGGGCUCAUCUGCAACUCGAGCUGGUGGACACUCCAGAAUGAGGGUUUCAAGGAGCCAUUCUUCGAGGUUAUAUAUGACCUUCGGUCCUAUCUUCGUGUGAUCCAUGCCAUUGCAGUACUCUUCAGUCGCGAGGUUCACACAUUGUCAUCACUCGAAAGCGCGCACGAUGUCCCUUCCCACUGGGCCUCUCAUCCUCACGACGUGACACUCUCUCCCGACCUCCUGGACAACGAGAAGAUGCCCCCACUUCUACGUCAGGCGGACGACUACGUCUUUCGUCUCUGCAGGCUAUUCACCGUCCGUCCUUCGUUCACGGAAGCACUGGAUCAGACUCUUGCCAGGGCAAGGGAGCAGGCUGAUAGCGUGAGUGAAUGGGCGAGGAAGGAGGUUGGAACAACCCAGCACCUCAGUGACUACUUCGUAGGAUUCAAGCAAAGGCGCUCGAACUGCAUUCAAAUCGCGUUCCCCAUGGCGAAGAAAAACCUGAUGGACUUUCUGGAUCGACCCCUUGAACCCGAACGAGUGAUCAAAUUUUGGCCAUUUGCCGAGCAGCCUGCCCUCCCCGCCGUGAAGGACUAG